AUGUUAAAUUGUCAAGUGGUUGUGCUUGGCACACUCUUCGUUAUGUGCACUUCCUUUUUAUGUGAAAUUAGGUCAGACAACAAUUACUUGGAUCUCUCAGAUAGUUCGGUUUACUUGAAUACAGACUAUAAAUGUCCACAAGAACUUGUGGACUAUUCUAUUGUACUCACCUCGACAAAGAAACAACGAGUGAUUUUGGAGAACCCACCACCAAUGGCUAACUUGAAGUUAAUGAGCGAUUCAGACGUUGAAAUUAAAGGAAAAUUCACUGCAUUUGACAUUAAUAUCACCCAACCGAUUGCGUUGUAUCUCGAAACAUAUAUUGGGAGCAUUCACUGCGAAUUGUGUGCAGUGUAUAUUGAUACGGGAUCACUUUUUGCACCAAAGUUCAAAAGUAUCUCUGUCAAAAUGUAUCUGUCGAUAUUAUCUCCUUCACAAUUUGUUACUCAGAAUAUCACUAACACUAACACGUUGUCUAUUGUGUCACCAUUUCCUCCACAAAUCAAUUCUUAUAGCGGAAACCCCUAUUUCACACUCUUAUCACCAUCUUCAGUAUCAACUAUUCAAAACGGAGAGAUCCCCGAACAUGACACCGUUUCGUUGUUACAACACACACAAGACGUAACUUUAAAGGCGAUGGUAAACAAUCUAUUUGUCUCGUUAGCAAGAGCAACUGUUAAAGCACCAUUACAGUUCAACUCCAUCACUUUAGUGAAUGGCUUUUUGACGAUAACAGAGGAUAUCAGUGCAACAAUGUUCAUUUCAAAUUCAUCAAGCGUUGUCUUUAAAAAAGGUACAAUCAAAGCGUUUUACUGCUCUCUGAUCUCUUCCAAAGUUGAGAUACAUUCCGUUGAAGAGACAUAUUUCACAACACAUAUGGCUUUUAUCGACUCGGUGAAUGUGUCUAAAUAUUGUGAAACGAGUGCAGACCAAUUCGUGUUUUUAGAGUCCGACACCAAAAUCAAUUUUGCCAAUUCUCCACAUUUGCAACACUUUGAAAAUCGGAACAUUGUUGUUUUUCCAUCGUCACAGAAAGUCAUUCCAAUGUCAAUUUUAAAGAAGUGUCAUGUCAUUUCUAAACAUAAAAAAGACAUCUACUUGAGUGGAGACAAUGUCAAAUUUCGAGAGAGCGGGUGCCCUUGUGAAAAUUGUCGAUAUAUCAUUAACGAACCAGACGAAGUUGUUGUGCACUUUGACACGCCAUUGUUUGGAGGAAUUGAUUGUGAGACUAAGUGUGUAAUACGACCCAAACAAUCGCCAACAAUUCGGUAUUUAAAGGGUUUUGAUGUUACUGUAGAUACAAGUGCGAUCAUUGCGCUUGUUGUUCCCGAAAAUGGGGGGUGCAUUACUUUGAAGAAUCAAAGUAUAAUUAUGGCCAUUCUUAAUACCAAAAAAGUGACAAAAAUAAUAGCAAACGACUUUAUUCAUUUUGGAGGAACACUCUUGUCAAGUGUCUAUUUAGAAGUUCACAAAUCAAUGACUUUUGUACAACGUGCCGAGUUAAUUGUCGAUAAAAGUGCUUCAAUUUUCAUCGAAAGGGAUUCGUAUCUGGCGAUACAGUCUAAAGUGACAGUAUUGGGUAAUAUACAUUUCAACGAGAACACAAUAGCCCCUGUUAGAGUGUUAAAGGGGGCUGAAAUAGUGUUUGGAAAGGAUAGUAACUUUGCGCUGCAUACAAAUGUCAAUACAUGGAGAGGCGAUACACAAUAUCUCAUCCUUAACGAAGAACAUGGAUUCGGCCCAGACACCCAAUUGCCGCAGCUUAUUCUAGUUGAUGUUACAACCAAUCAAAUAUCGCAAUUAGGUCGGCUCUUUACUGAAUGUUUUGGUCGGUGGGUUGUAUAUAAAAUUUCAAGCAGUUCUAUAGUUCAUUGUCAUCCAGUUGUCGUGACAUACGAAGAAACAGAAGAACAAAGCAACACCAAAAAAUGCAUUGUUUUUGUUAUCUUACUUCUUGUAGUAUUGUGUAUGGCCUUCUAUUACUUUAAGAUGAAACAAAACACCCAAACAAUCAUGCGGUAUCGCGAAAUGGAUGAUAUUGACGAUAUUCAAAAAGGAGCUGAAGUGGUUGUUAUAACAAGUGAUGAAUAA
Entamoeba invadens IP1 is the source of this 2091-nucleotide messenger RNA. RefSeq lists its product as hypothetical. The transcript has 2 exons. The record is from RefSeq and is a predicted model, not a curated record. The coding region runs from base 1 to 2091 and encodes 696 amino acids. Lineage: Eukaryota; Evosea; Mastigamoebida; Endamoebidae.